UGGGACCUAGAAGAUUCUUAUGUCGAUACAUAUUCACAUCAAUGGAGAGCACAAUUUCAGAGUCUUAUAGAUGACAUUUGAAUCAUGGCAUGCUACUUCUAGCUGUGUGCCUUUGAACAAAUUAUUACACUACUCUGACCAUCAGCUUCCUCUUGCAUCAAGGGAAUAGUAAUCUCUUACAAAGUUUUGUGAGGAUAAAAUAUGUCUGUCCUGUAAGUGAAAUGCCUAGCACAGCUUUGUGCCCACAGAGGUACUAGUGGCAGCUUUUCAUGAACAUUUAAAAGUUCCAGGUAACACUUCAGGGGUGUGUUAAAUGCCUUACAGACAUUUUGUAAGUCCCUUCCAAGGAAACUGGGAGGAGAGCACUCUGGCAGAAAACUCUAAACUAAAUCCUAGUGCUGUCACAUACCAGCCUCAUGACCUUAGACAAGGCACUCUAGGCCUUGGUUAGCAUGCCUGGAAAACGGAGAUAACACUUCCCAGCCUGGCAAAAGAGAUGAGAAGUAUGAGAGUUAUAAGGUACCGCACACAAAGCAGUAAUAAAGAGUAUCCUUCCUUUAACACAUUCUAGGCAAGUAAAAUAUUGGAAAUAGCAGAUAUCAUCCUCCCAGCCAGAGCUCUAGGGCCUAUUUCUCAAUUAUCUCUGAUUCUCUAAAACCUCAGCAAACAGCUUGUUUAGAAAGCAGCUAAAGGCCACAAUUAUGCUUUGGGAAGCUCUGCUCUGCACAAUAAGGAAAAAGGUGAUGUGAAGGAAACCAAGCCAGGGAUGUCAACUUUGAGCACAGGCCUUGUCGGCUUCUCAUUUGCUGUUCCUGGCCAGAGAACUGGGCUGACUAGAAGUGCAGCCAGCCAGGUCAGCGGCUGCCCUCCCAGAUUCCAGCCACCCCAGCACCCAUGGUUAUUUUUGGCUGGCACUGCCCUACCACUGCAACCUCAAACCUGCCACCUCGCAAGCCUCCACCACCAACGGGUGAAACGCUUCUUCUUUUCAAGGGCAUCAAGGAGGGAAGCUGGAAGGCCGCCAACUCCGCCUCUGCUGGGGGCCUGGUUCAGGCAAUUUCCACCCCAGCUCCACAUCAGGGCACCCACACCCGGAACUAAAGCUAGAGGCUCCCGGCAGGACGGAGGAGCAGCCAGGGGAUUUGUACUGUCAGCUUGGCCUAGCCCAUCCCCCGGGCUGGAGCGGCUCCAUCACCACAACAAAACACACAAGGGGACCUGCGCUCUCGUUCGCGUCCCUUCCUGCCGCGCCAGGUCCCAGGGGUCUCAGAGUCCCCUCUCCUGUAACCGCCACCAGUGGCGCCGAGGGGAAACCCGGGGGCAGAGGGAAAGCCGAACUGGGCCAGAAUCAAACUCCAGGCCGCCAAGGGAGGAGUCGUCUGUGGACCAAGUCUGAAGCCAGGGGUAGGGGAGGUGUCUGAAGGGACUCCGGCUAUUCCACGUCGGACCCGACCCCAUUCCGCGGGCAGGCACAAAACCUAAACUGGACUCCAGAGGCCCCAGAGACCGUUCAGGCUCCGCCUUCAACACCGCGGAAUCGAGGUCAGGGUCUGCAGUGACCGCCCUCCCGGGCAGAAGCAGCGGGUCAGGGGUGAGAGGUCGAGGCCGCGGCCCGAGGUGGGCCGAAGAGGAGAAAGAAAGAGAGUAAGCCGAGACCGAAUGGAACCAGCGCGCAUUCCCCGCCGACUCACCCCCGGCCGCCGCCACCGCAGUCGCCGCCGCCACCGCAGUCGCCGCCGCGGGCCCCAGCCCACUUACCGUCUCCCAGGCUCCGGCUGCAGCUAGGCCCCACUCCCCUCUCCGAGCGCUUCUUCCGCUUCCGGCUGCGACCUCCGCCCGUGGCGGCCCCGCCCCCUCGCGUGACGCAGCCGUCGCGAGCCCUGACUCGACCCGGCUCGGAGGCCUGGCCGCUCUAGCCCCCGACUCGAAGGCUCCGGGACACCAGCCCUCUCUGCUCCGGUGGGUGCAGUGGCCUCGGAGACUAGUUCCGGGAGGGUCGAGGGGACGGGCUCGGCCCGGCCCGCCUCCCGCCGUGUCGCGGCGCACGUAGGUUCCCCGACCUGACAGGUGCGCGGCCCAGGCCGACUGGGCUCUCAGAGCCGAGACGUGGGGCCCCGACCCGGCCGCGGGGCUGGGCCCGCUCCGCCGCCCCGACCCCGCGUGGUCCGCCAACUCCCUCCUGCGCGCGGAGAGGACGGGCAUUGUUCUCGGGGCCCCGGAGAGCGCGAGAGCGGCCUGAGGUCUGUGCCCUGGGGCUCGGGAAGGCGGAUGCGACUCCGCUUGCGCGAAACGAGCGAACGACACAUUAUUGUCUCGGUGCUCCAACAGGGCCCCUGAGCAGGACUGGAGGCAGUCAGAGAAGGACCUGUGGGAGCAGCUGGUAGAAAGCAGGCGGCAGAGGGCCGAGCUGGCCAGCCAUCUUCGAGCAGUGCUGGAGGCCCUAUCGGAGCAAGCCCUUGUGCUGCAGAGGCGAGAGCAUGAGCUGGGACUCAGCUGGUCCUAAAGCAGAAACAUGCCACAGCAGUUCUGCUGGCCUCCAUCCUGAAACCCGUCAGCAGCUGGAGAGCAGCUGGAGAGGCAAUGUAUCUCAGACCCAGCUGGAGGCAGAGGAUGCACAGCUGGAGCGUGUCGUGAUAGAUAACAGCCGAAAGCAGCCCCUCAGGGCCCCAGGGCAGGGGUCCAUGCUGGGCUGUCAGCUGGGCUGUUGGCUGCCAGUCCGCCUGCGUUAUCAGAGGCUGCAGACACUGCCCUGCCUGGUGGGAGGCAGGGAAGCUAGGCCUACCUAUCCGAGGCUCUGUGCUGCCUUUGACCCUCCCACUCAGUCUCCUCCCAGCAAGUGGAGUGGCCUGGCCUGCCUGGAGCAGGAGAGGCACCAAAGGCAGGGAUCCCAGGGACAGGCUGAGUGGAGGAGGCCAGACCAGGACAUAGAAGACAAUACACUCCAGGUCCCGGAGGUACUAGUGCCCCUCAGGAAACAGCUAGAAGCACAAGAAUCACAUCCCAGGCUUUGUGAGGAGAUGGCUGAGUACUGGAGGACACGCUGGCACCAGGUGGCAGUUGCCCUGAAAUUUAAAGAGGAGGAACUGCAAAGACUCCAGAUGCAGAGUGGGACCUGGCCUCCCCAGGGCAGACCCCAGCAGAGACCCCAGGCCAGCCUCCAGAUUCUGCAAAGGGAAGGAGCUGUGGGACCCAGGUCUGCCAAGGAACUGGAGUCUGCAGUGUGGACUCCACCAGAGGCCAAUGGGGAGUGGGACCUGCUGUAGGUCUGAGCACCAAGGGCUCCCGCACCAGGAGGACAGGAGCCUCCAGUCAUCUCCACUUCACAACCCCUGAAAGCCUCAGCUUGUGGAUCCAGAGCUGGGUACUGAGCCGUACUGGACCAGCGGGCCCUCUCCUGGGAUCGCUGGACUUGGAGCAGAAGAGACCCUCCAGGACUGAAGACUGGACACACAAAACUUGGGAAUUGUCAACUGACCUAUUAUUCACCUCGUGAAAAAAGCUGGAUUUAAAUGAGCGCGAAUGGAGCUGACAAUUCCCAGAAACUCGAAUUGGGAUGGUGAGAUUUUAGUUCAGCCCAGGGCGGUCUCAUGCGUGGGUGGUAAAGUUGAGCUUUGAGGUGGUCUUCAGAGGGAGAGGAAUACGCUUCCCGGGUUCCGGGCCCUUCGGGAUGUCAACACAGGUCCAGCUGCCCUUAGGCUCCUCCGCACACCCUGGAUCCAAUAAUAAAUGCCUUUCCUCUCUGCCGCCA
Piliocolobus tephrosceles (Ugandan red Colobus) is the source of this 3748-nucleotide messenger RNA. RefSeq lists its product as uncharacterized. Bases 2478 to 3263 code for a protein of 261 amino acids. The record is from RefSeq and is a predicted model, not a curated record. The transcript is spliced from 8 exons. NCBI's taxonomy places the organism in Eukaryota, Metazoa, Chordata, Mammalia, Primates, Cercopithecidae.